Theileria equi strain WA is the source of this 540-nucleotide messenger RNA. RefSeq lists its product as hypothetical. Gene Ontology annotation, biological process: transcription initiation at RNA polymerase III promoter. Gene Ontology annotation, cellular component: RNA polymerase III complex. The transcript has 5 exons. Bases 1 to 540 code for a protein of 179 amino acids. The record is from RefSeq and is a predicted model, not a curated record. NCBI's taxonomy places the organism in Eukaryota, Apicomplexa, Aconoidasida, Piroplasmida, Theileriidae.
AUGUUCAAAAUCUACCUUAUCGAGGAUUAUGUCACUCUAAAGGUUUCUGAAUACAUAAAUGACAGUAACAAGAUCCUCCUGGAGAAAUUGGCAAACAAGUACAUAGACAGGAUUAUCUUUGGAACUGGACUCUGUAUACUACUGGAUGACAAUCUGCUAAAGUGCGAGCCUAGAAUCCUCCCAUCGGAGGGACAGGCCCAUUACAAGACACACUUUCGACUUUUGGUCUUUUCCCCAAACAUAAAUCAGAUCCUAAAGGGACAAAUUAUAGACUGUGAUAGCGAAUCCAUCACAUUGUCCCUGGGAUUCUUUAGUGACAUUCGAGUAAUCACUAGCACUCUGCCUCCGGAAUAUCGCUACGACAAGAAUGCCAAGUGUUGGUCCAAGAUUACGGACUCUUCUCGAAAGAUUUACCGAUUAAACGACAUUGUAGACUUUAGAGUCGUUGAUAUAAUAUACAAUCGCACGCCUGAACAAACUGGCAACACUACCGCAAAGCAGCUCCCCGUAAUGCUAGUUAUAGCCGCCCUGACAGAUUAA